AUGUCCAACGAACUCGCCAUCCCUCGCAAGGUCUGGGAGAAUCCUAACCCAGAGUCCACAGUACUGCAUCACUUCACCAGAGCUGCAGAAGAGGCAACAGGGCGAGCUUUCGAUAACUACCAAGCACUUCACCAAUGGUCCUGCACGCACCGGAAUGAAUUCUGGCGUUUCACAUUCAAUUACUUCCCCAUCGUAUAUUCUGGCGAAGUGCCAGAGAAUGUCGUCGACGAGAGGGCAAGGAUCGAUUCGGUACCGAAAUGGUUCAAAGGCGUGAAGUUGAACUUCGCAGAGAACAUCCUCUUCGUUGGGGACAAGAAUGGACGUCCGUUCACCUCGAUCGGGAAAGAAGACGACAAGAUUGCUUGCACUGGGGUGCGAGAGGGAAGCUUCUUGGAGCCUAUCCGCCAGGUUACUUGGAAGGAACUGCGUGAAAGGGUUGGCCGUCUCUCCCAAGCAAUGCGGGCCCAUGGAGUCAAAAAGGGCGAUCGAGUUGCGUCAGUGGCCUCUUCAUGCUUGGACACAUUGACGGUCUUCCUUGCAACAACGGCGAUAGGGGCUCUCUUCUCGAGCUCGAGCACGGACAUGGGCACUGGAGGGAUUCUUGACCGGCUCACACAGAUCCGGCCAAAGUUUGUCUUCAUAGACGACUUAGCUGUCUAUCGUGGGAAGCGCAUUGAUUUGCGGCCAAAGUGGAAAGAGGUCGCUAAAGGACUCCAUCAUAUCAAAGAGUUCCAAGGCUUUGUUGCCCAGCCGCGGUUCAAGGGCUCUCCAGUUGAUAUGUCGUCGAUACCGAAGUGUCAGUCUUGGGACAGUUUCAUCUCGAGGGCCAAGUCUUCCAAACUGGAGUUCGAGCAGCUCGAGUUUCACGAGCCGAUGAUCGUGCUGUAUUCGUCAGGAACGACUGGCCAGGCCAAGUGCAUCGUGCAUUCAGUCGGAGGUGUCGUUCUCAGCGGCCACAAAGAGUCAACAUUGCACCGGUCUGUCGAUCAUACAUCGAUCCAACUACAGUAUACAACAACCGGCUGGAUGAUGUACCUCAGUGCAGUGCAACUACUGCUCAUGGGAGCUAGAUCGAUCAUGUUCGACGGCAAUCCUUUUUACCCCAAGGAAGAGAACUUCAUCAAGCUGGUUGCUCAGGAGAAGGUUACUCACUUCGGCAUCUCACCUCGAUACCUGCAAACGCUCAUGGCAAAAGACAUUGUUCCGAAGCGAGUGGCGGAUCUCAGCAACCUCAAAGUUGUCACAAGUACUGGGAUGCUCUUUUCUGAGAAGCUGUUUGAGUGGUUCUACGACACAGCCUUCCCACCUUCCGUUCAACUCGCCAACAUCUCUGGUGGCACAGACAUUGUCGCGGCCUUCGGAACCGCGAAUCCAAACCUUCCAGUCUAUGUUGGAGGAUGCCAAUGUAUCAGUCUCGGUAUGGCGGCUGCUGCAUUCGACACAACGAUCGAAGGUGGCCGAGGAGUCAAGGGACGAGCAGUCGAAGAAGGUACCCCUGGCGAGCUGGUCUGCACUAAAGCGUUUCCAACAAUGCCUGCGAUGUUCUGGGGCGACACAGACGGCAAGCGAUACUUCAGCAGCUACUUUGAAAAGUACGACGGAGUCUGGACUCACGGCGACUUCAUCCUGUUCCAUCCAGUGACCAAGCAAGUCCUCAUGCUAGGACGAGCUGACGGAGUGCUGAACCCAAGUGGCGUACGUUUCGGCUCGUCAGACAUCUACAACGUCAUCGAAGCGUCGUUCGCAGAUAUCGUCGCUGACAGCAUCUGUGUCGGCCAACGGAGGCCACAGGAUGACGACGAACGGGUCAUGCUGUUCUUGAUGAUGCAGCCUGGCAAGAAGUUCACUUCGUCGCUCGUCAAGCAAAUUUGUGAGACAAUCAGAAAACAGCUGUCAUCCCGACAUGUACCCAGCUUCGUCUUCGAGACCCCUGAGAUCCCGACUACCGUCAACCUCAAGAAGGUGGAAUUGCCGGUGAAGCAAAUCGUCUCUGGUAAAAUCGUCAAACCAUCGGGCACGCUCCUCAAUCCCAAAUGUCUCGAAUACUAUUAUCAGUUUGCGAAGGAUGAGAAGCUGGAGGCUCCGCCAACGGCGAGGCUCUAA
Zasmidium cellare ATCC 36951 is the source of this 2103-nucleotide messenger RNA. RefSeq lists its product as uncharacterized. Bases 1 to 2103 code for a protein of 700 amino acids. Gene Ontology annotation, cellular component: cytosol. Gene Ontology annotation, molecular function: acetoacetate-CoA ligase activity. The transcript is spliced from 3 exons. NCBI's taxonomy places the organism in Eukaryota, Fungi, Ascomycota, Dothideomycetes, Mycosphaerellales, Mycosphaerellaceae. The record is from RefSeq and is a predicted model, not a curated record. Gene Ontology annotation, biological process: lipid metabolic process.